Gregarina niphandrodes is the source of this 1929-nucleotide messenger RNA. Its product is annotated as putative beta-catenin-like protein 1. The record is from RefSeq and is a predicted model, not a curated record. The coding region runs from base 1 to 1929 and encodes 642 amino acids. The transcript has 3 exons. Gene Ontology annotation, cellular component: spliceosomal complex. Lineage: Eukaryota; Apicomplexa; Conoidasida; Eugregarinorida; Gregarinidae.
AUGUCGGGGCGGGAUGUGGUCUUUUCAAAUGAGGGGAGUUUGCAGAAGAGGUUGGCAGGCUUGGAAAGAGCGAUAGAGAGGAACACUAGUGCUCGUGAGAAGUGGAGUCAUGAGCCAAAGCGAUUUCUGGAGAGUGAGAUGUUGUUGGAUGAUGCUGUGAGAUUGUUCGGGGAGUUAAGCGCACAUCCGGAUUUGAUUCUAGCCUUGCCACGGCUCAACGGUUUGGAAACGUUACUAGGACUCAUGGCACAUCCUAACCCAGAUGUAUGUCAGACGGUAGUGGGCGUCUUGACUGAGUUACUGGACGUCGAGUUAAUGCCUGACGCGGCACAGAAAGCUGCGCUCUUGGAAAUGAUCGAGUACGCUCUCACCGAGUACGCGCUCUUCUCCCUGUUAGCCGAACAUCUCGACCACCUCGAUGAACAGGACAAUGAAGAGGACUACGAGGCCGUCACCGACUGCUUGGAGUUCGUCAACAACCUCUUCGAAGCCACCCCGCGCCUCGUAAUCCGCAACCUGGCCGAAAGUGAACAAAAGACACUCAAGUUUUUAUUCAACAGGCUUACCUACGAUCGUGUCGACUCCAACGGCGUCUUUGCAGUAAGUAUAGUCUGCGAUAUACUCACCUACUGCUCCAACCUCGUCGCUGAAGAAACACCACCCACCGUCACGUCCAAUGACGUCAAGAAGUCCGAAGGCGUCAAGAAGUUCAAUGACGUCGAGUCUGAGACCCUCAGCUUGCUCUUGUCCAUAGUGGAUAAUCAUCACGCCGCCAGAGGAAUGGAGAGGAUGUUAGUGGCUCUGAGCUACGGCAAGAAAAACAAUGAAUAUGAGACUGUGGAGGCGGAAGAGAUGCUUAAGUCAGUAGCCGUUGGGCUCAACGCUUGUCUGUCCACCGGUCGAUCCGAGGUUGGAGCGGUGUUCGAAGAGUGUCAAGGAACCCAGUUGUUAAUGCGACUAUUUAGGGUAGAGAGCAAGCUGUACCCUCUGGCGUUGCAGCUGUUACCCGUGGCGCUGAGAAUCUCUCCGGCCAACUGCUCGAUAUUUAUUGACAGAGGCGGUCUGAAAUGCCUCUUCCCCAUUAUGACGGGCCAGACAAAACUUUAUAAGGCGAAUAGCAUCCCGAGACUGAAGGAGAUAGAUAAUUGUAUCAGUAUUCUCUACGCGUUAGUCUUCUCAACGUCUGGCGAUUCGAAUACUCGCGUCUUGACAAAAAUUGUCGAGAACGGAAUGGAGAAGUUUAAGCAGCUUCUCCUGAUUUUGACCGAAUUGUAUGCUCAAAUGAACACACUUGAUACCGAGCUAUGUUCUCAGAUGCAGUACGAACACAAGGUAGACUGGGAUACAACCCUCAGUGAGUCAAUCGAUCAGGAGACAAAACCUGGUUACCAUUCGGCCGUAGCUUCAGGACUACUGACUCAAGAAGAUCUAGUAGUCGAAUUCAGCCUCCACGACGAGAAGUCAAAUAUCGAGCUGGGAGGUAUGUUCUCCGCCAUCCUGGACAUCGUAAGGAUUGUUAUCAAGUUGUCAAACAUGGGACAUAAAACCCUCGGUUACGCCGUACACUAUACGGUCAACUACAACCCAGAAAUAUCAAAAAUCAUUCAUGCCGUCAUCAAAGAAAACGACUUUUUUCGUGGAGGAGAGGAAAGGAAUCAAUAUAUACAGUUCAAGAAGCGACAUGAAGCCAUGGUAGCAUCAGCAUCAGCGCAUCUGUCGGAGGCAACCGAUCGAAUCGCAAAAGCUGCGGAAGAACAGAGGGAGCAGGAAAAGGGGAAGAUCGCCAAAAGUCAGACGGAGAAGAACCGAGCCAAAAGUCAGACGGAGAAGAACCGAGACACGCGGCAGCGACACAAAAUCAGGCGACUGGACGCAGAAGCGAAGCGAUUACAAGCGAUUGAAGAGUCGAGAUACGAUCAAAAGCGGUAA